UUCAUUUUCUUAUUUGCAAUAACUCUGAAAGAACGCAUGAGGGCUUCACCAUGUACACAAACCAACCAGCAACCGGUGUUCCCGUCGACUCAAUGAACCAGCAAUAUCGUAUGCAGCAACCGGGGGAGCCGGUCCCUUGGUCGACGGGCCUCUUCGACUGCGGCUCCGAUGUUUCCAACACUUGGAUCACAUGCUGUUGUCCUUGCAUCACCUUCGGACAAAUUGCUGAGAUCCUCGACCAAGGAUCAACAUCAUGUGGAGCAAGCGGAGCACUGUACGCAUUAAUCGGACUACUCACGGGGUGUGCAUGUAUCUACUCCUGCUUCUAUCGGCAAAGAAUGAGGAGGCAAUACAUGUUGGAAGACCGACCCUGCAACGAUUGCCUCGUACAUUACUGGUGCGAGAGAUGCGCACUGUGCCAGGAAUAUCGCGAGAUCAAGAACCGUGGCUUCGACAUGACCAUCGGAUGGCAUGGAAACAUGGCGAGGCAACAAAACCAAGAUGAGCAAAUGUCAUCGGCUCCAGUUAUGGAAACCGGCAUGAAAAGAAAAAAAAGAGAGAGAGAGAGAGAGAGAGAAGCUUCUGGGUUUGAAGAGAGAGUGCAAUUAUUUUAUGUAAUGUUGACGUGA
Molecule: messenger RNA, 629 nt
Organism: Hibiscus syriacus
Lineage: Eukaryota; Viridiplantae; Streptophyta; Magnoliopsida; Malvales; Malvaceae
Product: protein PLANT CADMIUM RESISTANCE 2-like
Exons: 4
Coding region: 51-629 (192 amino acids)
Source: RefSeq, a predicted model, not a curated record